GUUACUUCAGAGUCCGGCUAGUUUGUUCAGUGAUUUUUUCUAGAAGCAUGGCUACUGUCUGCUCGAAAGAUCUCGUUACGCCAUUUUUGAUGAAAAUGCUUGGACAAAUGCAAGUUCUGAGUAGUAACCUGAAAUGUGAGAGGCAGCCAGAUGGCAAAUUUCUCUAUGAGUACUCAGUACAAGUGCAUCCCUACGAAGAGGACGAAGAUCUUGCGGCAAUCCUUCGCUCUGAGUCUCAAUCGUCUGCGGGAUUUUCGACUAAUUCUGGUUUUGCCUCCACGGCUGAUUACCCAUCCUACUCUGGCGAUUUCGGAAGGGCUUCAAUCAGCAGAAGCUUCCAUUCUGAAGCUGAAUGCGUCUGCAUGUACGAAGUGCGAUUCAUUUUGUACCAUCGCAAUAUGAACGGAAGAGCUCAGUUACGGCUCAAAGAUGAGUUUCCGUGCAGCGCUACCGUUAGGGAGGUCAUCGACUACUUUCGAAUCGAGACGGACGGUGUUCACAGGGGUGUGUUUGCACCUCGCCUUGCCUAUGCUCUGGGAAGUGCGCGAAGCGGUUCCUAUCCACUAUUGGAUUGCGACCUGGACAAAACUCUUUUGGAGCUUUGUGGCAAUGAUACGGACACUAACACAAUCACAAUCAUUGCAGAUGUUACACGUUGACCUUGUCACGUUAUGAAAAUGUUCUUCAAUCAAUUCUCUGUAUUUGCAUCCAUUCCUUAAU
This is a messenger RNA of Cylicocyclus nassatus, 720 nucleotides long. Lineage: Eukaryota; Metazoa; Nematoda; Chromadorea; Rhabditida; Strongylidae. The record is from the annotation of a GenBank genome assembly.